Messenger RNA from Puccinia graminis f. sp. tritici CRL 75-36-700-3, 738 nucleotides. RefSeq lists its product as uncharacterized. The record is from RefSeq and is a predicted model, not a curated record. NCBI's taxonomy places the organism in Eukaryota, Fungi, Basidiomycota, Pucciniomycetes, Pucciniales, Pucciniaceae. The transcript has 2 exons. The coding region runs from base 1 to 738 and encodes 245 amino acids.
AUGUCCCUUUCACAUUUACUUUGUUUCCUCUUAUGGUUACAGCUUACGAUCGCCUGCCUCUACCCCGAAGACGAUUGGUUGGCAGCUUUUGCGGAGAGGCUGGCGGCAGAUAUUGAAGUGGAUUCAUCAGGAAAUCUGGAUCAGUCCUUCACCUAUGAAGAAGGAACCCAUCUGAAACGAGCACGGCCUUCAGACAUUUACGACUGCAACGAGUUGAACCCUUCCUGCCCCGAGGCACUAUCAGGCUGCAUGCAAGAAUUUCACCCGAUAAUUAUCCCGUCUGACCAGCCCACACAGGGUAGUGGGAGUCCGCAGCCAAAGCGAGCAUGCAAGGACCAGUCCAUACUUUUGCAGAAGCUUCCACACAACCACCAUGAAACCGCAAAAGGAAUCGGAUUCUGGACAGAUAUCAAGAUCUUGUCUGCAAAUGAGCUCAAUGAUGCCUUUCAGAAGAUGCUAAAUAUUGAUCGUCCCAGGCGUGGUGUAUCGACCUUAUCUGGCGUUUUUGGCUUGCUAAGAAGCGAAUUGAAAGCUUCACUCAACACAAAUCAAGACGAAGAGUACGGUCACGUCGCCAAUCAGUACCAAAAAUACUAUCAAGAAACCAUCAACGAUAUAUAUCUAGAAACCCAAUUCUUACCGGUUGGCACUGAAUCACUUAAAAUAGAUAUCAUUGGUACUCCCUUUGAAUUCGACGGGGGGAAGAUAUGGACGCGAAAUGUUUCUGCAGAGUUUUAG